AGACCGGGUAUUUUGAAGUAUCCCAAAGAAACACAACUUUGGUUACAGGUAGAAUCUUUGAAGUCGAAACUUGCGAUAUAGCAUACGAAGAUAGAGUGAUUGAUCCCAAUUUACCAGUGCUUACAAAGAAUGAUAUAUAUACCGAAAUGACUCUGAGAGGUUACGACCACAAAGACCAAUUCAGAGGAUUGCAAAAGAUGAUUGGAAAUAAGGCUUUUAUUGAAUGGACUGGAAAUUGGGUUACUUUUUUGGACAACAUAUUGCAGUUCAUGGCACUACAACAGGAUUCUAGAAACAUAUAUAUACCUAUAGGAUUGGGUAAACUUGUCAUCGAUGCCAAAGGUCAUAUGGAUCAAAUCAAAGAUUUGGGCAAAGAAAAUGCUAUACCUGUGGAAAUUAAUUACAAUAUUGCCAGGUCAAAAAAUGUAGAAAUAACAUCUUUGUAUGAUAAGAUCACACUAAAGAAGAAAUCACAAAAUGAUCCCAUAUUGGAAACGUACAAGUUUGUGCCGAAUGAGUCAAGUCUGAGACUUGAAGAUUCAUUGACAGUCAACUUGCAAAUUGUAUUAGAAAAUAAUUCAUUGAUAAAUUUAAAUGUUUUAGAAAUUUUUGAUGCAAAAUCUUCACAUCUACAGCCAGUUUCAAAAUAUAUUCAUCAAAUCCUGAAUAAUAUAACUACACUUCAUUCAAAUUUAACGAUAUAUACCUCAAAGAUGAUCAUGAACAUCAACGGUAUUAAAAUAACGGAUGUAAUUCCUAAAGAAAAAAGCGCGUUAAUUUGUAUAGGAUACAAUUUGCUAAGUAACCAUGAAAGCAUGCAAAGAGCUUUAGCUUAUAUAAUUGAUGAUGGUUAUAUAAUGUCUUUCGAUAAAACGAAAAUUCCUGUUAACAAAAACUUAACUACAUUGACUAAAUACAAAUUACCCUCAGGCAUAUUUAUUCAUCUAUUAAGAAGAUCUGAAGAAUAUCAAGAACCUAUUUACAUUGAAGUAAACGAUGAUUACGAGAGUUGGCUUCCACGAGUGCAAAACAGUUUGAAGUCUUCGAAAAAGAUCAUGCUUUAUUCCGAUAAAGAUCCGACCAAUGGUAUACUAGGUUUGGUGAACUGCCUGAGGUGCGAAGAUGGUACAAAAAAUGUAUACUGCGUGUUCAUCCAGGAAGGAAGGAAAUUUCAAGAGAAAAGUGAGUUUUUCAAACAGCAACUGCAGAAGGGCUUAGCAUUUAACGUAUUAAGAGGAAAAGCCUGGGGUACUUACCGACAUAUGUUGUUGAACCAUACAGAAAAACUAGAAUUCCAAAAGUGCGAUCAUUACUACGCAAACGUGCUAAACAUUGGAGAUCUUUCGACUUUGUCUUGGUUAGAAGGAUCAAUUAAGGGUCAACAAACAUUAUACAAUAAUAAUUUCGUUGAGAUUUAUUAUUCAGCUAUUAACUUUAAAGAUGUGAUGACGGCUUCAGGUAAAAUACCAGUUGAUGCAGUAUCAAUGAAGAGAAAUGAUCAAAACAACAUCAAUGGUUUUGAAUAUUCAGGAAAGAAGCUUGAUGGGAAAAGAGUAAUGGGUUUUCUAGUUGGUGGUGCUAUUUCGAAUAUAAUAGAAAGUGAUCCACUAUUGACGUGGAACGUACCAAAUGGAUGGAGUUUGGAAGAUGCGGCCACUGUUCCUAUUGUAUACGCAACUGUCAUCCUGGCCAUGAAAUCUAGAGGAAACGUGAAGAGGGGUCAAACCAUGCUGAUACAUUCAGGAACCGGCGGUGUUGGUCAAGCGGCCAUCAACUGUGCCCAUCAUUGGGGUUGCGAAAUUUUCGUAACUGUCGGUACAGAAGAAAAGAAACAAUUCCUCCUUCGACAAUACCCGUUCUUGAAAGAAUCGAACAUCGGCAAUUCACGAAAUACGUUUUUCGAGCAGAUGGUGAUGGUAAAAACGGGUGGACGAGGUGUUGAUCUAGUGCUGAAUUCGUUGGCCGACGAGAAACUUCAAGCUUCCGUUCGUUGCUUAUCUGCAGGUGGUUGUUUCUUAGAGAUUGGCAAGUUUGAUUUAUCACGCAACAGCAACUUGGCUUUGGAUCUAGUGUCGAAAGGUUGCACAUUCCAUGGAAUCAUGUUAGAUGCUGUUAUUGUCGCUGCAGAUAAUAUUAAAAGAUAUGUGUAUGGUUUAAUGCAGGAAGCAAUUGACGAUGGAUCUGUUAAACCUCUGGUAAGAACGGUAUUUGAGAAAUCAAGAUUGGAGGAAUCGUUCAAGUACAUGACAACUGGUAAACACAUUGGCAAAGUACUUAUAAAAAUUAGAGAAGAGAUUAGUUCUCCUAGCAAAAUAGAAGAAACUAAGAUAGUUUUACCAAGAUUCCAUUGUGAGCCGACUGGUUCUUAUAUAAUAUUAGGAGGUUUAGGAGGUUUUGGUUUAGAAUUGGCGGAUUGGCUGGUGUUGCGCGGUGCAAAAACUUUGAUAAUAUCUUCAAGAUCUGGAGUUACAACUGGUUAUCAGCAAUAUAGAAUUAAUAUUUGGAAAUCGUACGGAGUCAAUGUUAUCAUUGCACUCGAAGACAUCUCUAUUUAUGAUGAUUGUAAAAACCUGAUGAUUAAAGCAGAAAAUGUUGCUCCGGUGUAUGGAUUUUUUAAUUUGGCAGUUGUAUUAAAAGAUGCUAUAUUGGAAAACCAAACUGCAGAAAGCUUCAAGUCCUCAAUGUUAGCGAAAGCUGUGGCUACAAAACAUUUCGACAAGAUCACACGUACCUCGAAGACGUUGAAACAUUUCGUGGUGUUUUCCACAAUUGUCUGCCGAAAAGGUAAUAUAGGUCAAACAAAUUAUGGUAUGGCGAAUUCAGCGAUAGAAAGGAUAUGCGAGCUGAGACGCAAAGAUGGAUUCUCUGGUUUAGCUAUCCAAUGGGGUGCAAUUGGAGAUGUCGGACUUUUAACACGUAUGCAGAAGUUGCACGUAGAUGUUCCUGUAUGUGGUACUAUCCAGCAGAGAAUUUCUAGUUGCUUGGAAGUUUUUAAUCACUUGUUGAUGCAAAACGAAACUGUUGUUUCAAGUUUUGUCCUGCCUGAAAACAUAGAAGAGGAGAGCGUCCAAAAUCUUGUCGUUGAUGUCCUCAAAAUUAUUGGUGUGACGGAUAUGAAAACGAUUAGUCCUAAUAGCACUUUCGCAGAACUUGGUAUGGAUUCGUUGAUGGUCGUCGAGAUACAGCAGUUGAUGGAACAGAAUUAUGAUAUCUUUAUGAAAUCAAACGACAUACGAAACCUAACAUACGCAAAAUUGAUGGAACUUAGCGCGAAGUAAAGCAUUUCUUCUUCA
Messenger RNA from Nicrophorus vespilloides, 3293 nucleotides. Its product is annotated as fatty acid synthase-like. The transcript has 8 exons. The record is from RefSeq and is a predicted model, not a curated record. Gene Ontology annotation, molecular function: oxidoreductase activity; phosphopantetheine binding; fatty acid synthase activity. Gene Ontology annotation, biological process: fatty acid biosynthetic process. Bases 147 to 3278 code for a protein of 1043 amino acids. NCBI's taxonomy places the organism in Eukaryota, Metazoa, Arthropoda, Insecta, Coleoptera, Silphidae.